UCAGAGCAAGUGUUGGCAGUUGAAUUUUAGGCGUUGUCCGAUUCGUACCAGCCUGCUGAGCAUCUUAAAAGUGUUUAUUUUCUUUGUCGCUAUUUAUUCAGUUGACCCCGGUGUAGUUUGAAUUGUUGUUAUUGUCUUUUUUCGGUUAUACGGCAGUGCAUCUGCAAGCUAUCUUUGUGUGACGUUCGUUGGAAAACAAAGUUUCACAUAUCAGCAGAAAGUUGUUUAAUAUAAAAAAAAACCAAAAAUUGUCAUGAGUCAGAACGUUGUUGGUGUGUUCUUGGUGUUGAUCGCAGUUGCGAAUGCGGUGAAGGUGCCGGUAACCAUCUACUAUGAAUCGCUCUGCCCAGACAGCGCAAAGUUCAUUACCGAGCAGGUCUUUCCAGCUGUGAAGGGCGAACUGCGCGACUACGUGGAUAUCAACUGGGUGCCUUUUGGCAAGUCGCAUUUCACAACACAAGGUGCCGAAGUGAUUUUCGAUUGUCAUCACGGUCCAAACGAGUGCUACGGCAAUAAAGUGCAUGCCUGUGCCAUCGAACAUAUUCAGGCCAACUCCUACCAAAUCGAAUUCACCAGAGAAUCACUAACUUUGGACUUCAUCAACUGCAUGAUGAAGGCGGGCAAGAACUUCGAUGACAACGUAUAUCCGGGUGCACGUUGCGCACGUGAAAAUCAUAUUAGCGCCUGGGAAAAUAUCCAGCAAUGCGCCAACACAACUGAAGGCAGUAUUUUACUCAAAAAACAAGGCGAAGCCACCAUGCAAUUCCAAAAUCCAUUGACAAGCGUACCAACUGUUGUCUUCAAGCAGCAAUAUGAUGCCAAGGAAAACGAUCAAGCCAUGUCCAGCUUCCUGAACGUUGUCUGCAAGUACAUUCCUCAACCACAGCCGAAAGUGUGUGCCGCACUUAACUCGGCCGUCGCCACCACUGUUACACCGCUGUUAGCAGCAUUGGCAUAUUUGCUGAUGCGAUUCAUCUAAGCGACGAAAGCUCAGUUUGCAAAGCCGCUGCUACAGGCGGAUACCUCCAUUCAACUUCCAAUUACAAAAAAUUAGUUGAAAUAAAAUUUUCGUGAAUAAUUUUUUUUUUUUUUAAUUUGUAUUUAACGCAAACCAAUCCGUCCAGGUAUUGUGAUUCCAAGUUUUUAUAUUCCGAAAUAAUAUAUUCAUAUGUAUAUUACAAAUGAAGCGUUUUU
Molecule: messenger RNA, 1194 nt
Organism: Bactrocera latifrons
Lineage: Eukaryota; Metazoa; Arthropoda; Insecta; Diptera; Tephritidae
Gene: GILT1
Product: GILT-like protein C02D5.2
Exons: 5
Coding region: 254-979 (241 amino acids)
Molecular function (GO): oxidoreductase activity, acting on a sulfur group of donors, disulfide as acceptor
Source: RefSeq, a predicted model, not a curated record